Messenger RNA from Halteromyces radiatus, 3186 nucleotides. RefSeq names its product peptidase S8/S53 domain-containing protein. Bases 1 to 3186 code for a protein of 1061 amino acids. The transcript has 6 exons. NCBI's taxonomy places the organism in Eukaryota, Fungi, Mucoromycota, Mucoromycetes, Mucorales, Cunninghamellaceae. The record is from RefSeq and is a predicted model, not a curated record. Gene Ontology annotation, molecular function: serine-type endopeptidase activity. Gene Ontology annotation, biological process: proteolysis.
AUGAAACAUGCCAAAUUUCAAACACCGCCUUCACCAGAAGUGGUAUUGCCAGGUCGCUAUAUGAUAGAAUUAGCUUCCACUUCGUUUUCUUUUUCUUCUUCUUCCAGUUUUUCUCCAUUCUCUUAUUUUCAAAAAGUUCAUCAACAAGUCUUUAACGAAGCACGGGAAAAAGUAUUUAAUCGAUCAGUCAUUGAAGAUGAAUUUGACAAUACUUUGGAAAGGGAUGAUUGGGCUUCAGCAGCAUCCAAUAUGAACCUCUCUGUAGAACACACGUACGCUGUACCUUCUAUCUUUUAUGGGGCUUCCAUUCAAUUCGAAUUCAAUAACAAUUACAAUGGCAAUAACGACUCCACAACUUCUUUCUCUACUCACCAUGAUUUGAAUAACUCUAAUGAAGAUUAUCAUUCACCUAUGCGUUCUCCUCGACCUCCCUCUUCUUCAACUUUUUCUUCUUCUUCAAUACAUAUCGCCACAUAUGAAAAGAUACUUACCAAGUUCUUUGCUCAUCAAUCUAUUCACAAGAUCUAUCCAGUGACUAUUAUUCAGCGUCCUCGUCCUAAUUCUAGAGAUAGGGAUGAAUUCCGUCGCAAGUCCUUUGUCAAUAUUACUCAACAACUACCACCGGAUUUAGGUUCUUUAGGAUUUCCUUUCAAUUUGGCCGCUCAUCAGAUCAAUCAAGCUCAUGCUGCUGGAUUCGAAGGUCAAGGCAUUGUGGUUGGUAUUGUGGAUUCAGGUGUAGAUUAUUAUCAUCCGGCUCUAGGGGGAGGUUUUGGACCCAAUUUUACUGUGGCCUUGGGUUAUGAUCUAGUUGGCAAUUAUUUCAAUGUGGCUGAUCCAUCUUCUCGACAUGAACAACCUACUCCUUUGGAUGAUUGUGCUGCUGCUCAAUUAGAUGAUUCUGGACAUGGCACUCAUGUUACAGGGAUUAUAGCCAGUAACGACAAACGAUACAAUUUUACUGGUGUUGCACCGAAAUCAAAAAUUGGAAUGUGGCGAGUCUUUAGUUGCAAUGGCUCAACGAGUAGUGAUUUGGUUAUCAAAGGUUUAUUAGAUGCUUAUGAUGCUGGAUGCGAUAUUAUAAAUCUUAGUCUUGGUGGACCGAACAACUGGGAAGAAGAUGUUACUGCGGUUGUGGCUAAUAGGGUAGCGGCUAGUGGAGUGCCUGUGGUGGUAGCAGCUGGAAAUGCUGGUGAUGAAGGUGCCUUCUAUAUUAGUUCACCUAGUACUGGUAGAAAAGUGUUAGCGGUGGGAUCUAUCAACAACAAUGUUACUCUCCAAAUGACGAUGGCUGUGGAUUUAGAAGAUUAUCAGGAAACUUUUGCCUACGAAUUAUCAUCAACUACAACUUCGUUUCCCGAUGGUACCUUGAUAUCAUACAGUAAUAGUAAUCUUACCGACCAUGAAGCAUGUGAAGGAUCUACAUCAACCCAUGAUAUCGUCGAUCGGAUUGUAUUGAUUCGUCGAGGCAACUGCACGUACGAUGAAAAGGUCAAGGUGGCAACUAAAGCUGGUGCUCUAGCUGUAUUAAUUUAUGAUCCAUUACAUCCCAUGGCUUACGCUCCGAUUACUACAGAAUCCGAAUUAUCAAUUCCAAUGGCAGCCGUCUCCAUUUCAACAGCAGAAACUUUUCUAAAAUUACUUGACAACAGCACUUUAACAAAAGGUCAAGGCAUUCCUAUCACUUUUAGUCGUCUUUUAUCUCCUCAACCUGUAGUAUCUGGUGGUCUGGUUUCUGAUUUCUCUAGUGUAGGUCCUACUAAUGAAUUGGCAAUGAAACCACAAAUAUCUGGUAUUGGUGGAUACGUAUUUUCUACAUUACCUCUGGCUCUAGGUGGAUAUGGUAUCUUAUCUGGAACUUCCAUGGCAAGUCCAUUUGUAGCUGGCUGUAUUGCUCUCUUUCUCCAGGCUGAACGAGAAAAGACACAUCCUCGUCAACAAAACAAUGGUGGUCCUUCUUAUAUCAUUGUGGAUGUCGUGGACGUGAUGAACUCGGUGAUGAAUCAUGCUCUACCUGUUCCUGUGGAUCAUCAUACUGGUGGAAACGACAACAAGUCCUUUUUGGAUCAUCCUACCAAGCAAGGUGCUGGCUUGAUUCAAGCUCUUUUACUCUCAAACCUAGUGUACGACACGAUUGAUCAGACCAUUCGUGUAUCGCCUGGACAAAUCAAUUUCAAUGACACUAUACAUCAACAACCACAACAACUUACUAUCAGUAAUCCUGGAUCUCAAAGCAUAAAAGUGGAAGUAAUUGGACAAGAUCCAAGUGUAUCUCUUGUUCCUUACGACACCAAUAAACAAGGAUUUGCACCAUUGGAGCCAGUGGGUAUUGGUCAUGUCAAAUCGAAAUUAUCACUGAUUUCAGAUCAAGGACAACAUCAACAACCGCAACAAAAUCAAAAGGUUCCAGGUAUUGAUGCUUCAGUCACUCAGUGGGAAUUAGCACCAGGACAAGUUAUCUCACUCCAAGUGCAAGUGGUCGAUUUUGAUUAUGGUAAUGAUGAAUCUAUGAAGAAUGAUUCAACACUCUAUAACAGCACAAAUCAUCCUUUUCCUAUUUUUGGUGGUUAUCUCAACAUACAAGCAACACCGAUCUCUUCUGACAACAGCAAACAAACAUUGGUGCGGGUACCUUAUAUGGGUGUGAUUGGUAAUGUGCAGGAUUUGCCUAUUUUUGCACCAGGUUAUCCUUAUUUAGAAGUAGAAUCAACAGAAUCCUCGUCAGCAGAAACAUCGAUGGUGGUACGUUUUUUGACUGGUACAGCAGUAUUUCUGACGGAAGUAUGGAAUUAUGAUAAGGAUCAAGGCAAGAAGACGACUUUUGUGGGAUAUGCCAAUGUCCAUACUUAUCUACCAAGAGAUACGAUGGUCAGCCAUCCCGAAACGAGAUUUCCUUGGAAUGGAACAGUUUUAGUGGAACCACCAAGUUUACCUUCGUUUUUACUUCCAACGUAUGAUAUAAAGGGUGAUGAUGACAAUAACAAGAAUAGAAAUACAAUGGUGGAUGACGUGAUUUCGACAAAUAUAACGAGGACGACUGAUAGUGAACCUUCUGGAACAGCAACUGAACGUCAUGUGCCACCAGGCGUUUAUAUUUUAUAUUGGAAGGCAUUGAAAUUACUGGCAGAUCCUUCAAUACAAACAAGUUGGCAAUCAGUUACGUCGAAACCUUUUGAAAUUACGAAAUAA